Nicotiana tabacum (common tobacco) is the source of this 1286-nucleotide messenger RNA. Its product is annotated as 2-oxoglutarate-dependent dioxygenase DAO. Lineage: Eukaryota; Viridiplantae; Streptophyta; Magnoliopsida; Solanales; Solanaceae. The record is from RefSeq and is a predicted model, not a curated record.
GAGGCCGAACAUGUGUUUCCUCAAAAAUUCAACGCAUCCAAAUUCCUCACGUCUUUACUUGUUCAUUAUAAAACAGGUACGCCCGCUCGUCCACAGGAUCAAAUAAAACUAGCAAAAUGGAAACUGAAAAUUCAGUGCCAGUAAUUGAUUUACAGGAUUUUCCAAGGCAAUCAUCAAAGUUCAUUAAAGUUUGUGAAGAAUGGGGAUGCUUCAGGAUUUUGAACCAUGACAAUAUUCUUCCAGUUUCACUCAUGGCAGAGAUGAGGGAAGUGGUGAGGACAUUGUUCGAUCUUCCAACUGAAAUCAAGAAAUGUAAUAAGGAUGUGAUAGCUGGAUCUGGGUAUAUGUCCCCUAGUGAAAAGAAUCCACUUUAUGAGGCUUUGGGUCUCUACGAUAUGUCUUCUCCUGAAGAUGUUGAUGCUUUCUGUACUCAGUUAGAUGCAUCCCCGCAACAGAGAGAGACAAUCAAGAAGUAUGCUGCAGCAAUUCAUGGACUAAUGAUGGACAUCAUGCGAAAAAUGGGUGAAGGGUUGGGACUGGAAAAUGUUUCCUUCGAGGAUUGGCCUUGUCAGUUUAGGAUUAACAAGUACCACUUCACUCCAGAAGCUGUAGGUUCCUCUGGGGUUCAGAUACACACAGACUCGGGAUUCCUUACUAUUCUACAGGAUGAUGAAAACGUCGGUGGUCUUGAGGUAAUGAAGAAAUCUGGUGAAUUUGUUGCAGUUGAUCCCUGGCCAAAUACCCUCCUUGUGAAUCUUGGAGACAUAGGCACGGUAUGGAGCAAUGGAAGAUUUUACAAUGUGAAGCAUAGAGUGAUAUGCAAGGAAGCAAAAAUACGGUGGUCUAUUGCUUCAUUCCUCUUGGGACCUAGAGAAAUAGCAGUGGAACCACCACCGGAGCUGGUUGAUGCUGAACACCCCCGUGUCUAUGUUCCAUUCACUUUCCAGGAUUAUAGAAAGCUCCGGUUGUCAACAAAGUUGCAGGCGGGUGAAGCUCUUGAUCUUAUGCGCACUAACUUGUAAAACUUUCCCAAGUAUCUUAUGGCAUCCUUUAUACAUACUGAUUAGACUAAUGAACCAGGAAGUAGGAAGGGGAAAAUAAACCUUGUGGGAUUUCUUCUACGAUGGUCAGCGAUCUAAUACUAGAAUAGCCUCUAUAAUGGCAUAAUAUGCUUUGCGUAAUUUAUGCAUAUCAACUAAGCAUUUGUGAUCCAUCUUUAUAUUGUGCUCUUCUGUUAUCUAGUGCUUUUUUAAAGAGUCGAACAAGUCUUUAUCUCUACAUUUUAA